Molecule: messenger RNA, 3468 nt
Organism: Acaulospora morrowiae
Lineage: Eukaryota; Fungi; Glomeromycota; Glomeromycetes; Diversisporales; Acaulosporaceae
Source: the annotation of a GenBank genome assembly
AUGACUGAAGGAAUGAUGUUCAACGAUUCGUUAGACCCUCUCGAUUUACUUUCUCGCAUAGAACAAGAAAAAAAUGGCACGGAGACACACGCGACGUCGUUUUUUGGCCAAAACACGUUUAACCUUGAGGAAGAAAGAAACUAUGUAUCCAUGAUUCCAGAGUUAUAUUCACGACCAGUAGAUGUCCUUUUAGAAUCAUUACCGGAUCUGCAAAAUGCUUUCCAAGUCACAAGGCCAUCAAGCGAAGAGGAUCAAACAAAUGAUUCUCUUGGCACCGAAUCAAACCAAGAAUUCGCUCCCGAAAUUUCACCUUCCGUUUGGGAUGUCAUAUUAAAUUACAAAGAUCAUGAUAUAAACAGAACGUCUCCAUAUUUAACCGAGGCAGACAUAGCAACCUACGAGUCGGUGUGGCAUAAUCAUUUUCACCAUGAAUUUUCUUACGGGAAUACUGGUGUUGUUGUAGACCAAGAGCUCUUAAUACAGAACAUCUUAAAUUUGGUUAUUGGAAUUCCUUCGACUUUAUUCUAUUAUGAUCCAACCAGAAAAAUAUUUAGCCCAAAGAUAUCAAACAUUCGCAUUAGAGGUUGUAGCGCUAAAAGUAUGAGUAUGAUGAUGAUUCGAUUUUUGAACCUCGGAACUCAUAUCAAACGCUUGGAAAAUGCCGCAGAGCGUUGCAUGAAAUCUGCGCCUAUAUAUGGUUUAACGGGGGUCGCCUUUGGUCGGUCUCUUUCCUCAUUUAUUUCACUCGUACGAAAGUCUACAAUUGCGAUGUUCGAAAAACACGAAGUGAAAGAUAACACUAGAAUUGUUGGUCUAUAUCACGUUAUGGAUGAAGUUUCGUUUGUAGUUGAGAAAAUAGCUGCAUUUUGUCGAUGCGAUGUUGCGGACUCUAGAUCUGCCGAGUUGUCACCUGAACAAAGUGAUCAACGGGAGAAAGAAGGUUUUUAUUUACCCUUUGGCUCAGGCACGUUAUCGGAGAUUUAUACCACUGCCGAAUCAAUAGAUUCAACUCGUUCUCCCUUCCUCAAGUCUACAUUGUUGGCAUUCUUGAAACAAUCCAGUGAACCAUUCUUUCAAAUGUUGAACUCGUGGCUCGGAAUAUUUUCACCAACUAAUCACGAUCUGUUACCUAUUGACGCGCCAAAGGGUGAUUUUCGCGAUCCAUAUAAGGAAUUCUUUAUCGUUAAUUUUGAAAUAGAUGCUUCAUUCGUGAAGCACGAUGGAAAUUGCUUUUGGCAUGAUGGAGUACAGGUUAGCGAUAAAAAUCUCCUGCCAGCUUUCAUUGAUGCAGGGCUAGCACGUGAUGUUCUGGAAGCUGGAAAGUCUUUGAGAUUGUUGAGAGAUUACCAACCGGAUCAUCCGCUGUGCCACGCGGGUACUAUGUUAAAUCCAAUAACCAGUAAAUCGGGGUGUGACAUAAAUAUGAAAUGGCUCUUUAUCCAAGGAGAUAUUGAUGAGAUGCAGGAUCAACUUCAAAAUUAUUUUCGUGCUGUGACCAUUGCUAUCGUCGCGCAAGACGAACGUCGCAAAUCGAAAAUUGCGCGGGCUCAACAACAUUACCAACAUAUGCUGUCAAAAAAAAAACAAGAGAUUGAAUUUCGACUCCUGAAAAAAAAAGAGUCCAAAAAAAACGAAAGUAUGGAAAUGAUCAAUAAAAAAAAUGAAUGGCGCAAAAGUAUCGAGCAAUACCUUGUUGAAAAAAAACAAACCGACUUUUCUUUAUUACCGAAUAAUUUUCGAAGGCCCGAAGUUGAGAGUCCCCUUGAAAUGAAAGAUAUUGAAAUGCUCGUAGAUUCACCACAAGAGGUAAUCAAGUCCUCAUUGGCGUCUUUUGAAGAGAAAACACAGGAGCAUCAGAGUACAGCGAUUCAAGAUGAUGGUUUAAAAUCAAAUAAUUCCGUUUCUAAUAUGGAAGAUAUAUUUGACAUUUAUCAAAAUGGCAUCGAAAGUUCCGCAUUUUCUGGUUCAGAGAACAACGACUCAACUAUUGUUUUGUUAGAGAGGUUAUUGCAAAUUCAAUCGUCAAUAUCUACCUAUGCGCACAAGGAAUAUAUCCUUCCACUGGGAGCAAUCACAGAACUUGUUAUUAGGAGAACACUUCUUUGUCACUGUAGAUUAAUUAACGCAUCAAUUUUGUCCAUAUUUUUUCAUGACCUUGGUCUUCGUGCACAUCUAAACGUUUUGAGAGAUUUCAUGCUUAUGGGCAAUGGGUCGUUUGUUUCUGGGUUGACAGAUGCGCUGUUUAGUGAUAAUGUUGACCGAGGCGAAAGUUCGUAUUCGACAAAUUAUAACAUUGGAACGGGAGUUGGGAUCCGAUUAAACAGUCGCCAAACUUGGCCGCCUACUGGUGUUGAGUGGAAAAUGGCUUUGAAUGCAGUGAAGAUUGAAGCCAUUAUGUCAGAAAGAAAAUUAGAAAACGAUAAUCAAUCACCCAUUAACGUUUUGGGGAAUGUUAAUGACUUGGAUAACAUGCUUAUGUUUGGAAUCCGGAGCGGAGAUGCUAGUAAUUCGGUAGAAAGCCUAGACCCCAAUUCUUUAGAAGCUCUAGAUUUUCUUUAUUUGGAAUAUAAAGCUCCAUAUCCUAUUAAUGUGAUAAUAACUCCUAAUGUACUCCAAAAAUACAAUACUCUUUUUACGUUUCUUUUACGAGUACUUCGACUGAGCAUAGUGGUUCGUCACAUAUAUCGUCUUUCGCAUGAUAGGUGUAACCCUGUUGAUAAUAGUGACGAAUUGGCAGAAAAUAUUAAACUUAUGCAUAGAUUUCAGUUUGAAGCGCAACAAUUUGUUUUUACAUUGCAUGGAUAUAUGUUUGACAUAGCAAUAUCAGCUACAUGGAAACAUUUUAUGAAACGACUAAACAAAAUAUCGGAAGAAUCUGAGUUUGAAUUACCUCGAGAACAUCUGUGGGGACGAACGAGUAACAGUGACGCUGCAAGUUAUUAUGAUGGUCAAUCAGACACACGAUCGGAGGAAGUUGAUGAUGAACCUGAAGGAGAUGCUGUUGAAGGAGACGUUAAAGACCUCGAGUCAUUGCGAGCAUAUCACGAACAUGUCUUGGAUAGAAUGUUUUGGCAAUGUCUACUCGAAACGAAACAGAAACCUCUAGCUGAGUUUCUUAAUAGAAUUCUCAAGGUGAUACUUGAAUUCGCACAGCAGUUACGAUUACGUUAUCGUCGGUAUAAUUCGGAACAACGGGAAGAAUAUUGGAAUGAAAUCAAAACUUUAUAUAUAAAAUUUCGAAAGUACACUGCGAAAUUGGUAAAUUGCCUUAUGGAGUACGAAGAAAAGGGGGGUGGUAGGCUGGGGUUGGGGAUUAAACGCUGUAAUAUCGGUCCAAAAACCCAUAAAACAAGUGGAAAAUCUUAUCAUGAUAAGAUAGAUAAUCAAUCAGGUGUGAGGGGAUUUUUACAAGAAUUGUUAGUAAGGUUGGAUUUUAAUGGGCAUUACGCCCGUGUUUAUGCGGAUGAG